Pristis pectinata (smalltooth sawfish) is the source of this 3018-nucleotide messenger RNA. It is a transcript of the gene ttc41, whose product is annotated as tetratricopeptide repeat domain 41. Gene Ontology annotation, molecular function: protein binding; ATP hydrolysis activity. The record is from RefSeq and is a predicted model, not a curated record. The transcript has 14 exons. NCBI's taxonomy places the organism in Eukaryota, Metazoa, Chordata, Chondrichthyes, Rhinopristiformes, Pristidae. Bases 1 to 3018 code for a protein of 1005 amino acids. Gene Ontology annotation, cellular component: Cul4-RING E3 ubiquitin ligase complex.
AUGGAUAUACAGCAGACUCUGCAUGAAGGACAUCAUCAUCCAAACACCAACUCCCACCAGCUAAAGAUAACACUAGACUAUAUCACCAAACACUCACCUUUCCUCAUAUGCUUGUUAGGCCAAAAAUAUGGUGAGUAUUGCACAACGUGCUUUUCGAUGGGAGGAUCAGAUGUGCAAGGUCUAUCCAUGCUAGAAAGGAAUAUGUACAUCGCAGCAAACAAUGGUUAUUCUUGGAUAUUGGAUGAAAACUACCGAACCAGCAGUCAGCUGGAGCUUGAGAUAAUUGAAGCAGCUUUUUUAAAUGACUCCGGAUUCAGCUUCUUUUACUUCCGGGAUCCUCAGUAUGUUGAUGAUAUGCUCCUGAGUGUCCCACAGCAUGAAAGAUGGAUGGUGGACCGUAAAAGCAGAGAUCAUUAUGAGGAAAGGAAGAUAUGGGAGUUGAAGGAAAAAAUAAUCAGUAAAGGAUUACCUGUCAAAUUUUUUAGGACAAUUGAAGAAUUGGGAGAAGCAGUCUUGAAGGAUUGGAGAGAUGCCAUUGAUAAGUUGUAUCCCAUGGAUUUAGUUCCUUUGCAUACAGAUCAUGAAAGUUACCUUGAACUUUCUUAUCAUGAAGCAUUUGCCCAAAAGUAUUGCAAAGUAUUUGUGGAAAAUACAGAAACACAGAGGAUUUUUGGAAUUCUGGAUGCAUUUGCUUUUUUACCCCAACGUGACGAUCAAAUUGAAGACAGCAGCAAGUUAACCGACUUUAAACAUUCCAGUGACUCAAGUACCACGGAGCCAAGACCAAACAUUACAUUUGAUUGUAAAUCUCUCCUAUUACUUUGUGGAGAGACAGGCUGUGGCAAGACGGCCAUAAUCUGCAACUGGCUGAAAUACUUUAGGAUGAAAAAUCCCAGUGUCCUGGUAGUAUCUCACUAUGUUGGAUGCAGUUCAUCCAGUUAUGACAUCAUGUCCUUCAUGAGACGCUGUAUUUUGAAACUACGUCUUGAAUAUUUUGGAGCUGAAGAUCAGCCCAGUGCUUUCAGUGAGAAUCCUACGGAUAUCUGGAUGUUUCAAAUGAUUCGUGAAACCUUUGUAGCAGCGAUUGGUUUGAAGCCGUGUGUGCUGGUGAUAGAUGGGGCUGACAGACUAAGUGGGACCCGUGGGUUACCACCACAGCAGGUAAAGGAAUUUUCAUGGCUUCCACAACUUCUCCCAGCUCAGUGUAGACUUAUUGUAACCACUGUCUCUUCCAACACGUCCUAUGUAUCACUGUCAAAGCAUCACGCUGUAAAGGUGGUGCAUAUUUCCAGUAGACCUGACUGUACGGCACAAACCCAUAUCUUCCAGAAGCACCUGGCUAGGCCCCACACGGAAGUAAAUAAGAGCCAAAUCCAAAAUAUUAUGAGUAGAAAACUGAGUUCCUUUCCACUAGUCUUGGUUAUUUUGGCUAAUGAACUCCGAGUAUGUGGACCAUUCAGAAAUGAGACUGAAUGUCUGGAGAAAUAUCUUGAGUGUCAGACGAUUCAGGAGCUGUGGACUGCUGUCCUAAGGCGAUGGAUUGAAGACUACAGUUGGAUUACUGAUACGGAAACAGAUAACAGAGGAAUUAAUGGAUGGGUAGUUGAUAUCCUGUGUCUCCUUAGUAUAUCACGUUGUGGAUUAACUGAAGAGGACAUCCACCAACUUCUUAAAUAUCUAGGUUAUAAUGGGGAAAACAAGGUCAGCAGCUAUGACUGGAAUCUCUUCCGUGCUGCAUCCAUAGAAUGGAUACAAGAAAGGCCAGAUGGAUUGUUGAACUUCACUCACCACUCUAUACAGGAUGCUGUAGGAUAUUUCCUGCUAGGUGCUAUUGCUCCAGUCAAAGAAUCCAGUUUAAAAAGUCCACUUAACCACAAAAGGAGUAGAAUUCACCAUCUAUUUCAAGAGUACUUAUCACAGCAGACUUACACCCUGAAAAUUUACCAGGAGUUACCUUGGCACCUGAAAAUGAGUGGAAACCUUUCUGAUUUAUGUGCCAUUGUUGUUAAUCCCAUAAUCAUGCAUGUAGUUUGCCAAAAUGCAAAGCAUUCAUAUCAGUCGAAGCUGGACCUUGUCUGUUAUUGGGAUGUGUUAUCAGAGGCAGGGUUUGAUCCUGCAGUUACCUAUCACAACAUGGUGAAUCAGUUGGUGGCCACAUCCAACCUGUCAGCAAGAAAGAAAUGUACAACGGCAUUCAUAGAUAGUGACAGCAAAAUGGUGAGGUACAACAACUGCACUCAAGCUGCCUUGAUAUGCUUUACUGCUGAGUUUCUAAAAGAUCUUGACAAGUCCACAACGGCAGAGGAAUUGCUCCUGAUUGCCCUUUCUUUGCUACCAAUGUCAUGUCCUUUGAACCUGAUGGAAACAGAGAUUUAUUUUAAAGUGCACUACAGCAUUGGAGAAGUCUACCUCAAUGCUGCAAAGUUACAGGACGCAGAAAAGCAUUUCCAAAAGGCUUUGCACAGUAUUGAUUAUGCAUCAAAAGACAUCAGGAAAUGUCUUCCAGACACUAUAAGUUGCACAGUGCAGUUGUUGUGUAAACUGGCUAAUUUAAAGAUGCACGAAGGCUCACCCAGAGUUGAUGACAUUCUACAGAAGACCAAGAGAGCGACCAAAAAAAUCCAUAAUCCAUGUGGAGAAGCAAAUUUAAAAAUUCUUGAAGGUUUCCAGAAAAUCCAUGAAGGUAAAUUUUCUGCUGCUGAACAAUAUUUCCAAGAGGCGUUGGAUGUCAAGCAGAAAUGGUAUGGUGAAUUACAUCCCCUUGUUGGUGAGAUAUUGGAACACUUGGGGGAUCUAUUGUCCUGUUCUGAGAAAUCAGAGAGAUUUGACAGAAGUCAAGCAGAAGGGAUUUACAGACAAGUGAUCAAGACCCAAGAGGAAAAUAUGCGGCAGGCCACAUCUCUCCAGAUUAGAGAUCAAAUCAAUCUUAACAGAGCCCUUACAAUUUUUAAACUAGGCAUGAAGUCUGCAUAUUUAUUCUGUCAUUUUCUUUUCAUGUACAAAUGUCUCUUCCACUAG